Pecten maximus is the source of this 1034-nucleotide messenger RNA. RefSeq names its product calcineurin subunit B type 1-like. Gene Ontology annotation, molecular function: calcium ion binding; calcium-dependent protein serine/threonine phosphatase regulator activity. The coding region runs from base 298 to 843 and encodes 181 amino acids. The record is from RefSeq and is a predicted model, not a curated record. Lineage: Eukaryota; Metazoa; Mollusca; Bivalvia; Pectinida; Pectinidae. The transcript is spliced from 6 exons.
UUCCGGUUUUAAUAUUUGGUUUGUUAAGGAAAUCCCCCUUUCCAGAUUUUUCGUCUGUUGACCAGACCAAAGGCUCCAAAGAUUGGUAUUAAUAUCUGCAUUUGGACAAAAGAGAUACAGUUUCUGAAGUUAGACAACAACAUUACGCUUAAAAACAGAUGGAACGCAAAAGGAAAAUAAUCUUCAACUUUGAAGGUUUAUGAUGUUCGAGUUUCAUGAGAGAAAAACUCUACAGUUGAAAGGAGAUUCCUGCCAUGUGCUUUAACAUAAGCUAGUAGCCACAGACACACAGAAACCAUGGGAAACGAGUCCAGUUUACAGGAAGUUCUGAGCAAGGAAGAAAUUCAAGAUCUUCUAUCUUCUACUCCGUUCACAGAGAAUCAGCUUAGGAAGUUAAUGAAGCGGUAUAGAGAUAUGGACCCUGAUGGCACAGAUGGCAUACCAUAUGACAACAUGUUGACAAUGGUCGAGUUUGCGGGAAGUGAUUUAGCACCGCCAAUCAUUGCCAGUUUACUUGACAAACGAUCAUUGAAAAUUUAUCCUAAAUCCUUUCUUCGUGUGUGUGCCUUACUGAGUGAUCGGAUUAAACCAGCAGAGAAGAAAAAGUUCAUCUUUGACCUAUUCAACAUCUACAGUGGUGAUGCUUUAACCCACGAUGAGAUUUUCCGGCUCUACAAAUUAUUUUAUUCUGUUGCUAUCUCUGACGAUCACAUUCUGGCCUUGACCUUCAAAGCUCUAAAUCACCCUGACCUUGAAACCAAAGGUCAGAUCACAUUCCAAGAAUUUGAAAAGAUGAUUGGUGACCAGGAGAUAGUGGAUAGAAUGACUGUGGACUUCUUCUGAAAGAAUCUGUAAUCUUCAUAGUUCUAAUUUAACAAGCAGGAAUACUAGUGUCUAACUUGACCUGAUUACAUAGUUUCUAUGCUCAUCGCAGCAGCUCUACAUGUCCUUUACAGAACACAGGUUAUUGUCCAUGAAAUCAGAAAUCCACCUUAUUGCAUCCCGGGUAUUUUUAUUGCCCCCUCCAUGAAAUG